Molecule: messenger RNA, 1378 nt
Organism: Onthophagus taurus
Lineage: Eukaryota; Metazoa; Arthropoda; Insecta; Coleoptera; Scarabaeidae
Gene: Ase
Product: asense
Biological process (GO): regulation of transcription by RNA polymerase II; developmental process
Molecular function (GO): protein dimerization activity; RNA polymerase II transcription regulatory region sequence-specific DNA binding; DNA-binding transcription factor activity, RNA polymerase II-specific
Source: RefSeq, a predicted model, not a curated record
CAGUCGGUAUCAAUACACGCGACAAAACCAACUUUUAAUCGGUCGCAAUUGGUAUACGAGUCAAUUAGCGACGUCGCUCGUUAGCGCGGGAUCGUCGAAACGUAAAACCGCCAAGAACCGUUUAGUCAUACACUCGAAGUGGCGAUAAUUACGUACAAACGGCGUCUUAAAUGACCGGGUUCAGUGUUUGCGCGCCCACGGAAAGUAAAAUGAACAUUUUGCAACAGUCCGCAACGUCAAACACGACGAACGAAAGACGAGGUGACGUGAUCAUAAUCAGGAAGCCGGCUAUUUUACCAAAUACUAAAGACGACAUACUUCUCACCAACACGGCCAAAAAGAAACGACAAACAGAGAAAAACAACAAAUACGUGCAGAAGCCGGCUCCUUUAGCAGUUGCGAGAAGAAACGCUCGAGAAAGAAAUCGAGUAAAGCAAGUGAAUAAUGGUUUUGCAACUUUAAGACAACAUAUACCCAACUCGAUAGCAGCAGCUUUUGAAUCAAACUCCGGAAGAUCUGGGAAUAAAAAACUAAGUAAAGUAGAAACUUUAAGGAUGGCUGUGGAAUACAUUCGAAGUUUAGAGCACAUUUUAGCUUCAGAUGGUUGCGAAAUGCCUACAUAUUCAAACCAAACGUUUUCCUUCAUCUCAUCCCCACAUUCAGAUGAUGAUGAUUUAUCAAAUCCAACUCCACCUCCAACACAAACGUACAAACUCGAAAAUAACCAUCAAUAUCACCACAUCAUCCCAGUUUACGACGAUCCAACUACAAUCAACAUCGACGAUUCCUUAUUAACAGAACAAAUGAUCGAUGAAAAUAUGGUGUUUGAUGAAGAUUUGAAUUUGCUAAAUUCCAUACACACCACAGCUUCUUUAUCCCCCGAAGUAUACAGUGAUAACUCUCUUUCACCAAGUGAUAAAAACGAAAAAUAUACGUUCAAAACUGAAAACGUAUUCAAAGAGGACACCAUUUAUAAGACUGAGAACGUUUUCAAAACGGAAAUGGACGUAAAAAUUAAAGUGGAACAACCAAUCGAGCUUGAAGUGCCUGAAGAACACAAGGAAAAUAUGUUACACGUUGGAAUGUUAUCGUCAUGGUGGGAACAACAACAUAUUCAGGUUCAAAAUAGCUAGUCAGAGGAAUUUUUCAUUUAAUUUUACGUAAACCUCCACAAGUGCCAGUAAAGGACGAGUUUUCGCCCGAUGAAACCGAAAUGUGAUUUUGAAACAGAGUUUUUGUAACCGAAUUUUUUUUUUGGUAAUUACCAAAGUGUACAGCAGGACUUUUUAUGGCUUAUAUUUAUUUGGUCAGUAUUUUAAAUGAAGGAAAUUUAUGUUAAAUUGGAAAUAAUAUUAAAUUAAUGAUGUAAAUAUAUUUU